CGAGUUUUUUUUCAAGUUCAAAGAGCUUGCUAUAUAGAAUGCGUUGAUGGUUUGCGUUGAACCAUGAACGCAUUUUAUAUAGUCUCCCAGGGAUGCCUUGCGACAACAAUUGUGAGAAAUUAAUGAUAAGCAUACGCAUGAGCUUUAAGUCUAAUGAGAAACGUACGCGUUAUCCGCAGGUUGUAUACUCUGCCAGCAGUUUCCAAUAAGCUCUUCUUAUUGUUGACCCAAGCUAUCGGAGCGUGUGUUGGCGCCGUGUACGCAACGAUACUGAUUAAAGUAAAUGAACAGCGAUACUGGUGGUCGGAAAUUAAUGAGGCGAGGAAAGAGGUGAUCUUCCACAGUGAACAGGCCAUGUACUACCGAUACUUCAAAGAUGUCACAGACACCUCGUUGCCCAUCUCACAAGUGUUCUACAAUUUCCUGAAUGACGCGACCGUUGAGAGUCCUAACGUCAUCAACGCACUAAAGAGAUUCAAUGUUUGGCCAGAGUUCCUGCUGGGCGUUUCGUUCCGCUAUUUCUCGACAUCAGAGCCGAUCGACUAUUACGUUCAUACCGUUCUUGCGUGGUCAUUCUUCCUUAUGGCGGGCAUUUACGUGACGGCUACGUUGAUCACACGCAAUCUCAUUUGUGGUUUGGUGGCUGUGGCUGCUGUAAUGGGCAAUUUCUUGGACUCCACCCGGGUGUGGGGGAGUGUGCCACUACGAGAGUCUUGGUCCAUCCCACUGAUCUUCUCGCAGAUUGCCGUUGUGACGUAUGUCCUGCAUAUGUCAAGCAGUGGGCAAAUGACGGCCAGUGAGAGUCGCAUGAAGAGGUUUGCACCUUUUGUCUUGCUCUACGUAUUGACCACAUCGCUCGUGUUGUCAUGGCAACUGGCUGCGUCCAUCAUGGCCCUGCAAGUAGCGGCGCUGUUCUUGACCCAUCUCCUGGGCUACAUCAAUACACAACUGCUCAAACACCUGAUCGUGUGUCACUUGAUGAGCGUUAGCAGUGUGGUUGUGUUUAUGUUUGGCAACGAGAUGCUAAUCACUUCACCAUACACCAUCACGUGUAUCGGUGCGCUGGUGGCGGUGAUGGGCUGUGACUGUUUGUUGGGCUCGGCCGAUGCGCUGCAGUUUCCGUAUCGUCUUACGCGGUCGUUCGUGGUAGGAAUGUGCUCCAUCGCAAUUGCCAUAGCAACGAAGGUCGCAUUGCAUACACUGCCCUUCCUUCCCGCUGGAGAUGAUGCGCACAUGUACAAUCUCAUCCAAGCCAAAGUGGGCGAUUUCGAAGAUUUCCACACAAACCUUUAUCUGCACUCAGAAGCCUUCCAGAUGCUACAGUGGCAUACGAUCAUGCGACUGACAUAUACGGGUAUCUUGCCAAUGGCUGUCACGGGUGUGCUGCUGGUGAGUGGCUAUAUCCUACGCGAUAUCUGCACUGGACGCCACAGCAAAGUGAUGUACACAGAACUCGAAUUGUACGAUCCCACCCUCUACUACGACCGAGCCACGGCUCGGGAGAAAGCAAAAUCUCAUGGAAAAGUAAGGUAA
Molecule: messenger RNA, 1533 nt
Organism: Sphaeroforma arctica JP610
Lineage: Eukaryota; Ichthyosporea; Ichthyophonida
Exons: 11
Coding region: 154-1533 (459 amino acids)
Cellular component (GO): nuclear inner membrane
Molecular function (GO): mannosyltransferase activity
Source: RefSeq, a predicted model, not a curated record